Molecule: messenger RNA, 1307 nt
Organism: Sander lucioperca (pikeperch)
Lineage: Eukaryota; Metazoa; Chordata; Actinopteri; Perciformes; Percidae
Product: apoptosis regulator BAX-like
Exons: 7
Coding region: 318-926 (202 amino acids)
Biological process (GO): intrinsic apoptotic signaling pathway in response to DNA damage; mitochondrial fusion; positive regulation of apoptotic process
Cellular component (GO): mitochondrial outer membrane
Molecular function (GO): channel activity; protein heterodimerization activity; protein homodimerization activity
Source: RefSeq, a predicted model, not a curated record
UGACUCAAGUUGCUACACGGAUGUAUUUAAGUCAAGGACAGUUGAUUUGCGCCGCCCAGUGUUUUUCUUUAAAGCAGGAAUCAGAACAGAACACUUUCGAUGUGUGUAUGUAUUGUCUCUUUAUGGAGGUUCGUUUAUAUAAAAUAUAGUAAGCGUUUCAUUUGGGAUGUUUUUUUUUUUUUUUUUUUAAAUAGCGCCUUACGUUUUUAAAUGAGGUUUUAUCUGACUGUGUGAGAGAGGCAGAGUUUGUAGGGGAAAAAAAGUUUCUCUAGAAGUUUUUUUUUUUUUUUUUUUUUUUAAAUAGUUUUCCUCAAACCAUGGCGUGUGAAGGAAACGGCAUGUCAGAUGCGAGGAUAGGGGAGGCCCUGAUCAAAGAGGUGAUAGAGGAGGAGCUGAAGGACGUACCCUCAGAGGACUUCCCACCCCUUACUCCGCUGGCAGACUUAAAGACUGACCAGGAGCAGAAGAUGGUGACCCAGCUGGCCAAAAUGAUCUGCAUCAUCGGGGACAAGGUCCAAGGCGACCAGGAGUUCAAAGAUGCGAUAGAUGGGAUAGCUGGUUCUUCCCGCUCUAAGUGUGACAGCUUUAAGGCAGUGGCAGACAAAGUGUUUCAACAUGGGAUCAACUGGGAGAGGAUUGCUGUGCUCUUCUACGUCGCCGGAAAGCUGGCUGUCAAGAUGGUGAAGGCCCAUCUCCCUCAAUCAGUGAGGGAGAUCCUGAGGUGGACCGUAGAUUUUUUCAGAAACAAUCUACUGGGCUGGAUCCGGGAACAUGGAGGAUGGAUCAACAGUUUCUCCGAGCUGGCUGUGGCAUCCAUGCAGAACGUGUCAUCAAUGAGCUGUCAUAGCUAUAGCCUCAUCCUGAUCUUUGUCGCCGGCCUGGCUUUAGGAAGCGUCAUCACCUGGAAACUAACCAAAAGGCUCUGAGGCGCCAACUAUCCAUUGUGUUUCCCCUAUAUUCAUUCUGCAGCUGCACACCACCAUGAACUGCAGCGAUACACUGCCCUGAGUCACUGAAUGAGGCUGUGGUUAGUUCACGUCUGUAACAGCAGGACAGUCAAGUUUUUCUAAACUGCUAAAGUCAGUUGAAUAGGUGAAGUAAAGAUAUAUUGUUUGUAGUGUAAGCCUACUGGUAGUCUCACAUUGCCAAACCUAUUUAUCGAUAAAUAUUUAAAGAAAGUGUUGAGUUGAGAACGGAAUUUGGUGUUGUGGUAUCCCCCCAUCUGCCAAGCAGUCAAUCUAGGGGAAACACUGGUGGUUAUGUUUUAAGGUCUUCCUAAAAUAAAACAUGUAAGUAUCAUAAACGUU